GAUCGGAUCUACCUUGAUCAGCGGCGCUGUUAUGUUGCUAUUGGAAGUUGUCCCUACUAAAGGGCAUGCUUUGAGCUUUAGCUGCGGAACAAACGCGAAGUAAAUAAUGUACACGACAGAGCGCAGGCGAAUGAGCCUGCGAGACUCAAAGAGGAAGGAUCCAGUACGGGUGUCAGCGGGAAGUUUGUGGCAGGACUCUUUGGCGUUAGAGCUGAGCGCCAGCAACGGCUCGGGUAAACAGAUCGUUUCUCCGCGGAGUCGAACCAGAGCAGUGUCAGUGGCAUACAUUGUCAAAGAGGACGCGUCAGUGCCGCACACCGAAGAAAACUUAUCACUGAAGUGUCUGAAGGAAGCCUGCGCGGACGCACACGCUCUUCUCAAAACGAUUUCAUUUGACAGAAUUUCCCAAGGCACUACAGACAUUCUGGAUAGUUUCUACAAUGCAGAUGUUGCAGUGGUGGAAAUGAGCGACACCUUUUGCCAGCCUUCCCUUUUCUACCAUCUUGGAGUGAGGGAAAGUUUCAGCAUGACUAAUAACAUCAUUCUGUAUUGUUCUAAGCAAGAUAGUGAUCUGCAAGCUCAUAAGGAGCAGUGCGGAAGUUACACCUUCAUCCCAUAUGUAGUGUCACCUCAGGGCAAAGUGUUUGCCUGUGACGUUGCCAUGAUGACUUGUAUCAAAGACCUGAUGCAACCUAGUUUCCAGCUGGAGCCGCUGCUCAUCCCCCUGGUUGAGAAACUGGUGCACCUGCUGAACAAUGUGCACAUUCAGUCCAGUGAGUACUUCCGGGAGUCAAUCAGGCAUGAGAUUCGCAUGGCACGGGAGCGGUUCAGCGGCAGAGCCUUGAGCGAGGAGUUAAAUCACAUCCAGCAACGCCUGGAUAGUGUAGAUCUGCUUUCUCCGGAUAUUGUAAUGAACCUAUUGUUGUCCUACAGGGACGUUCAGGAUUACGAUGCCAUGAUAAAACUGGUGGAGACUCUGGACAACCUGCCUAUGUGUCAGGUGGCGAAGCAUCAGAAUAUCAAGUUUCACUAUAUAUUUGCUCUAAACAGGAGGAAUCAGCCCGGAGAUCGUGAAAAGGCUUUGAAAGAAAUUCUGCCAAUUGUGGAGUCAGGGAACAAGGUGGCAUCAGACGUCUACUGCCUGUGUGGACGCAUCUACAAGGACAUGUUCAUGAGCUCAGCGUUCACUGAUGAGUCCAGCAGAGACCAGGCCUGCUAUUGGUAUGGGAAAGCCUUUGAGACAGAGCCAACUCUUCACUCGGGCAUCAACAAUGUGGUCCUCCUGAUAGCAGCUGGCCAUGAAUUUGAGACGUCUAUAGAGUUGCGCAAACUAGGUGUGACUUUAAGCACCCUGCUGGGUAGAAAGGGUAGUCUGGAGAAGAUGAAGGACUACUGGGAUGUAGGUUUCUACCUUGGAGCAAACAUUCUUGCAGGUGAAUACAGGAAAGUCAUUGAGGCCUCUGAGAAGCUCUACAGACUCAAGGCCCCUGUUUGGUAUGUGGCAUCUAUUAUGGAGACAUACAUCAUGUACCGUCGGUUUGCCAAGUUACCUGAAGUGAGAUCUCCUAAACAAGAUACAGUGGACUUCUGGAUGGAGCUGCUUUUGCAGACCUGUAAACCCACUGCCUCAUCAAACUGUUGUCCAGUGCUCAUUCUGGAGCCCAGUAAAGUCUUCCAACCAGCUAUUGUGUCUGUGAACGAGGAGGACCAAAGUCGCACUGUCCAGCUAAAACACGCCACACGCUUAAAGAAGGGCUUAAACCAAUGGACUUUCCAAGCAUCUGAAAUUCGGGGAGUGAGUGCUUCAAAGAUUGAUGAGCGGAGCUGCUUUCUGUAUGUCCACUACAACUCGGAUGAUUUCCAGCUCUGCUUCCCAUCUGAGAUUCACUGUAAGGGUUUCUGUGAGUUGGUAAACUCCCUUCUCCAGGAGGCUGAAAACCACGUUCAAGAUAUAGAACAUACACUCGGAGAAAUACUAGAGUAUAUCUAUGAGACCAAUGAGACUGGUGACAAGGUAAUACUUGGUAAAGGAACUUAUGGUGUAGUGUACGCUGGAAGGGACCUGAGCAACCAAGUACGCAUCGCCAUCAAAGAGAUCCCCGAGAAGGACAGCACGUAUUCUCAGCCCCUGCAUGAGGAGAUUGCUCUGCACAAGAGGCUUAAACACAGGAAUAUUGUCCAGUACCUGGGCUCUGUCAGUCAGGAUGGUUUCAUCAAGAUCUUCAUGGAAGAAGUACCUGGGGGUAGCUUGUCUUCUCUUUUGCGCUCCAAAUGGGGUCCUCUGAAAGACAACGAGCCCACCAUCAUUUUCUACACCAAGCAGAUACUUGAGGGUCUAAAGUACCUUCAUGAGAAUCAGAUAGUCCACAGAGACAUUAAGGGUGACAAUGUACUGAUCAACACUUAUAGUGGAGUUUUGAAGAUAUCUGAUUUUGGAACCUCCAAACGGUUAGCAGGGAUUAACCCCUGUACUGAAACAUUUACUGGAACUCUGCAGUACAUGGCCCCUGAGAUUAUAGACCAAGGGCCUCGGGGUUAUGGGAAGCCGGCAGAUAUCUGGUCUCUAGGGUGCACUAUCAUAGAAAUGGCAACUGGCAAAACACCCUUUCAUGAGCUGGGAAGUCCCCAGGCAGCCAUGUUCAAGGUUGGCAUGUUUAAGAUCCACCCCAAGGUUCCAGAGUGCAUGUCAGAUGAGGCCAAAGGUUUCAUCAUGAACUGUUUCGUGCCAAAUCCAGAUGAAAGAGCCACAGCAGCAGAACUGCUUAAGGACCAUUUCCUAAAGUCGUCUACGAAGAAAAAAGCUAAAGCUGUUCAGGAAUUCCUGUCUAUAACUGACUAUCAGCGCAGUAUGUCUGUGCCUAUCUCCAUCCUUGUGGAGGAUACUGAUUCUUACUCUGACUUGGUUGACCUGUCUUGUUCUCUGGACCUGACGAGGUCGCAAUCCUCUCUCAGAGCAAAAGAAAUCUCAGAGAGCCCACCAAGCACCAACAGCUUCCUGUUAAUACCAGAUGACUCCACAUCAGACAUGAGCAGUUCAUCAUCAACAGAGGAGAGUACUGGCCUUUUUAUGCUGAGAAAGGACAGUGAGAGGAGAGCCACGCUGCACAAAGUUCUCACUGACUACAUAAGUCAUGUUGUGUCUAGUAUACAACAGUCUGUGCCUCAGUAUGGUGAUGGAUCGUCAGUCACUUCAGACCACAUCACCAAACUCAUUAUUUGUUUGCGUGACAACAUCCGUUCCCCGGACAGGAAGCAGCUUACCAGCGGCUUGCUGGAGCUUCGAGCUAUGCUUGUAGCUGCCUCAGUACCUCUGAACAACCUACAGGUGGUGCUAUUUAACUUCCAAGAUGCAGUGAAAAAAGUGUUGAAGCAACAAAAGGUGAAACCUCAUUGGAUGUUUGCUCUGGACAAUCUGCUGAGACAGGCAGUACAGGAUGCCAUAACUGUAUUACUGCCAGAACUCAAACUCCAUCUGCAGUCCUCAUUCGAGAGUGAGGACAACACCUCUGAGGAGCUGUUUGCCGAUCCAGACACCCCUGUAGCUCUAGUCCCUGACCAGCUGGUGGCACCAGGAUACACACAGCAGCCAGAUCCAGCAAAUGACGUGCUGCCUAGAGCCAACCCUAAACCUGCAGACUUCAACCUUAACACUAACUGGCCCCUCAGCGAGAACCUGAGAGAUCUGCGACUGGAGACCAGAAGACUGCUGAAUCAUCUAAGCGAGAAGGAGACAGAGUAUCAGGAGCUACUGAGGAACUCUCUCUGGAGAAAACAACAGCAAAUAGACGCACUGAGGAAAGAAUCAGUCAAUGAGGAUGUGGAGUUGGCUUCACAGAAAAGCUCCAGACCAGAGAAGAAAGCCUUAGCACGCUGGCUAAAGACUGUCCCCGUAGAUCAAGACACUAUCAACAAGUUGCUCUCUCAUGAGUUCACCUUGGACAGUCUCCUCCGUAUGGCCGCCAAGGAUGACUUGAUGUACUGUGGAAUAAGAGGCGGCAUGCUGUGUCGAAUCUGGGCAGCUGUAACAGCUUUCCGGAAGACCCAGCUCAGCACGCACAAUGAGGACAGCGAGGACACCCUUCUUUAAUGGCUGCUGAUGUAACACAUCAAAGGGCAGGUUCAUAGACAGGCUGGCCCUGUGUGUGGUCUGGAGGAACAGAGGCAUUUCAGGUUGCUGAUGUAAAGCAGAUUAAAUUUUAAAUACAUUUUUAGACUGUGAAUGUACUAUAAAGGAGCAUCAGAAGCUUUUUACUGAAAAGCUAGGUCAUGUCAGAAUUUUAUUUUGUUAUAUUAUAUUUUUACAUUUUAUCAGUGUGUCAGAAGGUAGAGCUUUAAUUGUAUCUUUAGAAUAUAUUUUUAAAGGGGGAUUUAAUUGGUCUUAUACAUUUCAUCUAGUGACGCUGUUUUCCUGUUUCACGGAAAGCUAAGCAGGAUUUGAAGUUAUUAGAGACUAUCUAUAAGACUAACCUGUAUUCCUUGUUUGGAAAACAAAUGUUAUUUGUACUAUAAGCCCUUUUAAAUUCAUUCAAAUAAUAAACAGGAAGCAUUUUUUUAACAGUCAUUCAGACUGGCUUGUUAUCUCCACACAGUCCUUUGUUUCUAACAUGGAGAACGUUUUUUUCAGGGUGUGAUGUAGCAUGGAAGAAGUGAUGUAGUGGUGAACAGUCUUUAAAUUCCACACGUGUUUCCUCAUCUGUUUUCACUGUGUUGACGUCUCCUUAGAGACAGUGACGUGAACUUUGUGUGUGCGUUGGUCGAUAUGUGUGAUGCAUGUGUCUGAAAAGGUCUAUUGUAUGACUUUUUGCUGUUCUGGGUGGUUUCAUGCUGUCUAGUACUUAGUUCUUCAGUUUAUGAAAAAGAGUUAAAUUUUAAGUCUAAACAUGAGAAACUGGGCUAGAGUAAAAUGACGAGACUUAAAAAAUUUGACCUAAAACCCUGAAUGGAAAAAGUAGAAGAUGGAUGAAUGGAUUGGUGGAUAAAUUCGCAAGUGCCAAAAUUUAACAGCCGUUCUACUCGUAAAGGCUGAACACUUUUAACUUUUCUGAUGCUAAUAAUUGACUCAUCUCUGUCAAACCGAAAACCAGGCUAAUUGGUGCCUACACAUAAAAUUAUAAAAUUAUAUCUGAGUGCUGCAAGCUUGCAUUUUUCCCCACCUGAAACGUUACAAAAUUGCAUUUAGGAGGAGAUGAAUUUAAGACAGUCUGAAAGACUAAGAAUGCUAACAUAAAAGUACCUCUACUGAACAUAAAGGCAAAGAAAAACUGAAGUAAGCAAAGGUUGUCAACCAGUAGGGGUCAUUGCUGACACAAUGCUGGAGACAAAAUGGGACAAAAUUGAUCUCUUUGGACUGUGUGGCAAAGGAAACCUUGCACAGGGAAGAAUCUGCAAAGUCAGAAUGGAAAGGCAGUCCUCUCUGGAGAUCUGUGGAUACCUCCUGCAUAGAGGUUUAAGAGAAAAUUCCUUAAUGAAGAAUAAAAAGAAAAUGAAAAAAAAUGUGAUUUGUGUCUGUGAGGUGUGCCCACAGAUUUCCAUAUAUAUCAGUUAGUGCUUUUUACAGACUUAAGUCUGAAGAAACGUAAAGUUGGAUUGCUCUAGGCUAUCUUUUAACUUUUAUUAACCGUACUAGUAUUUAAAAAAUGGAUGAAUCCACUAUCAGAACAUCUAACUAUAAUUACAAUUUUCUAUGGUAUACUUGCAAUAUUAAACACUACCGAGAUACUAAUUAAAAUCCACUGUAGCUCAUAUCACUCGUACUAUAAUUCAAAACUGGCAUUUCCCUUUCCUGUGUUCACAGAUUUAUGAUAUGCUGUAUUCAUUCGUUGUCAUAAGGUCUGAAAAGCUCUCCACAGACUUGGCCAAAAUACUGAUUACGUCUGUCUGGCAGUAAAGAUCAAAAGCUCUGAUUUACCUUUGCAAUAAUUUAAGGGGCUCAGCAAAUCGGAAGGUGUAUCAGUAAAUCAAGUAAGGCAUCUUUCUCUUGUGUCCUUGGAUGCUGUCUCAGAGAAAAUUAAUCGCCCUGCUCGAGUAUUAUCAACCAGUUUUAACAAAUUUGACCAUCUCCUAUCUCCAGAUGCUUGCUACCUAUUAUUUGUUUAUCAAAGCAUGCAAGAUACACAAAGAAGCAUCCUCUUUAUAGUUGAUAUUUAAAAUAUGUAUUUAUAACUUUUGUAUUCAC
This is a messenger RNA of Pelmatolapia mariae (spotted tilapia), 6175 nucleotides long. Its product is annotated as mitogen-activated protein kinase kinase kinase 5. Gene Ontology annotation, molecular function: MAP kinase kinase kinase activity; ATP binding. The record is from RefSeq and is a predicted model, not a curated record. Gene Ontology annotation, biological process: cellular response to stress; MAPK cascade; protein phosphorylation. The coding region runs from base 107 to 4087 and encodes 1326 amino acids. The transcript is spliced from 28 exons. Lineage: Eukaryota; Metazoa; Chordata; Actinopteri; Cichliformes; Cichlidae.